GAAUAUAUAUAUAUAUAUAUUUAUUACGAAAAUAAAAGCAUAUAGAUUAAAAACAUAACCUCAAGGAAAAUAAUAAUAAUGCCAAGAAGAAAACGAGCUUCCAGCCCAUUUGAAACAUUCGAUGACGAUUUUGAUGAGGACGCCAGCUCGCAAAGUUCCAAAAAUGGUAAUCCACCAAUACAACGUAACGCUGCCAAUGCAAGAGAGCGUGCACGCAUGCGUGUUCUCUCCAGCGCUUUUGGGCGACUCAAAACAAAGCUACCAAACAUUCCCCCGGACACGAAGUUAUCCAAAUUGGACACACUGCGCUUAGCGACGAUGUAUAUUAAACAGUUAAAAGUGCUUGUAGAAGGUGGCACAGCGACGGCAGAGAGUCCAGAGGCCUUUCAAGAGUCGGCGGGAAUUUUCAAUAUGCAGGGGGUGCCACAGAGCAUGACUUGGCCCUUCGGCUUCCAUCACAUGCAAAAUAAUAGCAACAGCAGCGUUCGGCUGCAACCACUCCAAUAUUCGCCUACCGAAUGGAGUAAUUCGCGCAACUCAUUUUCCAAAUAUGGACGCAUGAGCACCACGAGUAACGGCAAUUGCAGCAAYAACAGCGCGAGCUAUCAGCAAGCAACAGCCAAUAUGCUGGACUCACACCACUGGUACACCGCGGACGAACCCAUGGUGGAGGACAUCAAUGUAAACAACAACAACAAUAAUUGUGUCUUUUUCGAACAGCAACCGGAACAUCAUGUAAAACAUAAUCAUGACAUAACACAAAUGCAUCAUCAACUUUAUCACACGAACCACUCAAAUGCGCAAAGUUCAAUACGUUAACCGCAUACACAUACACAUACACAUACAUUUACAAUUUUAGUGGUAUAGAUACCUAAGAUUUUACGCACAGAUUUAUGAUUUGCAAAUAAAAUUAAUUAUUUAAAUAUACAUAUAUAAGGAAAUAAGUAUUAACACAAGCGUGUACGUAGAGCUCAUAGCUUAUUAUAUAAUAAAGAUGAAUUUUAUGGCCGUAU
Molecule: messenger RNA, 1013 nt
Organism: Bactrocera latifrons
Lineage: Eukaryota; Metazoa; Arthropoda; Insecta; Diptera; Tephritidae
Gene: HLH54F
Product: neurogenic differentiation factor 1
Exons: 3
Coding region: 79-819 (246 amino acids)
Biological process (GO): regulation of transcription by RNA polymerase II; developmental process
Molecular function (GO): RNA polymerase II transcription regulatory region sequence-specific DNA binding; protein dimerization activity; DNA-binding transcription factor activity, RNA polymerase II-specific
Source: RefSeq, a predicted model, not a curated record